AUGUUCAGUCGGCUAUUACCACGGACAGCUACUCGCAGUGCGCUGCAAGCGCAGAACCAAGCCCCUCACAUCCUCCGCUCCUCGCCCAUCACAUGCCUGCUGUCAGACCGGAUAUCGCAAAGAAGAGGAUAUGCGACACCUGCUGAGGAGAAAGACUUAGUAAUCAUUGGUGGCGGCGUUGCAGGCUAUGUGGCCGCCAUCAAGGCCGGCCAGGAAGGCCUGAAGGUCGCCUGCAUAGAAAAGCGCGGCUCCCUCGGCGGCACAUGUCUGAACGUGGGCUGCAUCCCCUCAAAAUCUCUCCUCAACAACUCCCACCUCUACCACCAGAUUCUCCACGACACCAAGAACCGCGGCAUCGAAGUUGGCGACGUCAAGCUGAACCUUGAGCAGAUGAUGAAGGCAAAGGAGACGUCGGUUAAUGGCUUGACAAAAGGCAUUGAGUUUCUGUUCAAGAAGAACAAUGUAGAGUACAUCAAGGGCACUGGCGCGUUCGCAGACGAGCACACAGUCAAGGUCAACCUCGUAGACGGCGGCGAGACGAGCGUGAGGGGUAAGAACAUUUUUAUCGCGACAGGUUCGGAGAGCACACCGUUCCCCGGCUUGACCAUCGACGAGAAGAAGGUCAUCACAUCCACCGGAGCGAUCGCGUUGAAGCAGGUCCCGAAGAAAAUGGUCGUGAUCGGUGGCGGCAUCAUCGGGCUCGAGAUGGGCUCGGUGUGGAGCCGAUUGGGCGCUGAAGUGACGGUGGUGGAAUUCUUGGGUCAAAUUGGUGGACCGGGCAUGGAUGCCGAGAUCAGCAAGAACAUCCAAAAGACGCUGGCAAAGCAGGGCAUGAAGUUCAUGCUCAACACGAAAGUCACCCAAGGCGACGAUAGCGGGGAGAUUGUGAAGCUGGACGUCGAGGCUGCGAAAGGCGGAAAGGCACAGACGCUCGAAGCAGACGUAGUCCUAGUAGCCAUCGGCCGCCGCCCAUACACCUCCGGCCUUGGCCUGGAAACCAUCGGCCUAGAAACCGACAAUAAGGGCCGUCUAGUGAUCGACAGCGAAUACCGCACCAAGAUCCCCCACAUUCGCGUCAUAGGCGACUGCACCUUCGGGCCCAUGCUCGCCCACAAGGCGGAAGAAGAAGGCGUUGCCGCUGUUGAGUUCCUGACGAAAUCUUACGGACACGUGAACUACGGCGCCAUUCCAUCAGUGAUGUAUACGCACCCUGAAGUCGCAUGGGUCGGUCAGAAUGAAGCUGAGUUAAAGGAGGCGGGGGUGAAGUACAAAGUCGGCACUUUCCCUUUCUCGGCUAACUCGAGAGCGAAGACGAACCUGGAUACGGAUGGAAUGGUCAAGUUCCUUGCGGACGCGGAGACGGAUCGGAUUUUGGGGGUGCAUAUUGUCGGACCUAACGCGGGAGAGAUGAUUGCGGAGGGGACAUUGGCGUUGGAGUAUGGUGCGUCGACGGAAGAUGUCGGAAGGACGAGCCAUGCGCAUCCUACGCUUGCGGAGGCGUUCAAGGAGGCUGCUAUGGCUACUUAUUCGAAGGCUAUUCACUACUAGAUCAAGGAUGAGUGAAGGAGGGUGUUGAAGAGGGGGACGUGAGGGAAAGCGUGUGGAAGAUGGGGUGAUGGGUUUGUGGGGAUACACUGGGAUUUCUUUGCAUUGUUUGCGGUGUGUCUGCGUAUCGGGCUUGUCUAUACCACUUGCUUGAAGCACGCUACCUCUCUGUAACAUACUGCUCUAGCAUGGAGUUACAGCGGGUUCAGCAGUAGCGUUCACCUUCCAUCUGGCGGAGCGUCCAUGUGAAGCGCCGGUGACUGAUCCGCAAUCCAUUGAACCACCGGACUUGUCG
Molecule: messenger RNA, 1840 nt
Organism: Baudoinia panamericana UAMH 10762
Lineage: Eukaryota; Fungi; Ascomycota; Dothideomycetes; Mycosphaerellales; Teratosphaeriaceae
Exons: 4
Coding region: 1-1548 (515 amino acids)
Cellular component (GO): oxoglutarate dehydrogenase complex; mitochondrion
Molecular function (GO): flavin adenine dinucleotide binding; dihydrolipoyl dehydrogenase (NADH) activity
Source: RefSeq, a predicted model, not a curated record